AUGUCCAAGUUCGGAGUCUUGGUGAUGGGCCCCGCGGGUGCCGGGAAAACCACCUUCAGCAACGCCAUAAUCCAGCAUCUCCAAAAUACUCGCCGGAGUUGUUUUUAUGUCAAUCUAGACCCUGCCGCCGAAUCCUUCACCUACGAACCGGAUCUCGAUAUUCGAGACCUCAUUACCCUGGAAGAUGUGAUGGAGGAGCUUCAACUCGGCCCGAACGGAGGUCUAAUCUAUUGCUUUGAGUUCCUUCUCCAGAAUCUAGAGUUCCUAUCCGAAGCGCUCGACCCGUUGAGCGAGGAAUACCUUAUUAUCUUCGACAUGCCAGGCCAAAUCGAGCUCUAUACACACAUCCCUCUCCUACCGACAUUAGUCCAAUUCCUCUCCCGACAAGGCCCCUUGAAUGUCAACCUCUGCGCGGCAUAUCUGCUUGAGAGCACAUUCGUGGUGGACAAGGCCAAAUUCUUCGCUGGUACACUUUCUGCCAUGUCUGCUAUGUUGAUGUUGGAGAUUCCUCAUGUCAAUAUUCUUAGCAAGAUGGAUCAGGUUCGCGAUAUGGUUAGUCGCCGGGAGCUUCGAAGAUUCACCAAUGUGGAUGUUCAAUUGUUAUCGAAUGAGGAGGAGGAUACCGCCAUUACUUCGAAUCCUAUGGACAAGGAUGCCUUGUUGAGCGGUGGGUCAUUUGCUCAGCUCAAUCGUGCUGUCGCACACUUGAUUGAUGACUUUAGCAUGGUUUCAUUCUUACAAUUGGAUGUUCAAGAUGAAGACAGUGUUUCCGGUGUCUUGAGUCACAUCGAUGAUGCUAUUCAAUACCAUGAAGCCCAGGAGCCAAGAGAGCCCAAAGACGAGCAAGAAGUGAACUACGAGGAUGAAUAG
Messenger RNA from Penicillium angulare, 870 nucleotides. Its product is annotated as putative signal sequence-binding GTPase GPN3. Bases 1 to 870 code for a protein of 289 amino acids. The record is from RefSeq and is a predicted model, not a curated record. NCBI's taxonomy places the organism in Eukaryota, Fungi, Ascomycota, Eurotiomycetes, Eurotiales, Aspergillaceae. The transcript has a single exon. Gene Ontology annotation, molecular function: GTPase activity.